AUGCUAAUUUGUCGGAUUAUAAAAUCUGAAGUGAAGCGUUCUCGAAUAAAUUAUGAACAAGACUUAAUUAAAAAAGCUAAGCAAAAUCCAAAAUUGCUAUAUAAAUAUAUUAACAAUCAGUUUGUGGUAAAAGAUUCAAUAAAAGCUUUACUAAAAGACGAUGGACAUAUUUCACAAGAUCAAAUUGAAAUCGCUAAUAUUUUAAACAAAUGUUUUCAAGAUAUAUUUGUUAUUGAACCUGAUGGUGCCCUUCCUAAGUUUGAGUCAAGAUUUAACAAUUGUGCUACAAAUUUUUCUGAUAUAUCUCUAGACGAAAUCAAUUUUAAUGAUGUUUUGAUGAGGCUUCAAAGUCUUAACAAAAAUAAAGCCUUCGGACCUGAUAAACUCCAUCCUGCUAUGCUAAAGAAUGUUUCAGAGACGUUUGCACUUCCUUUAACAAUAAUCUUCAGAGAAUCAUUAGCUUCAAGCCAACUUCCAAUUCAAUUUAGAUCUGCAAAUAUUACUCCUCUUUUCAAAAAGAGUGAUAAGGCAGUUGCAGCUAAUUACAGACCAGUUUUCCUCACGUCAGUUGUGGGCAAAAUACUUGAAGUUGAUGUUGUUCUACUAAAUUUUGCAAAGGCCUUUGAUACAGUUCCUCAUAACAGGCUGUUACUAAAACUAAGAGCUUAUGGUAUUGAUGGAUUAGUACUGAAAUGGAUUGCAUAUUUUCUCACAAAUAGGAGACAGAAAGUAGUUAUGGGUGACAAAGUCUCUUAUUGUGUUGAAGUAUUUAGUGGUGUGCCACAGGUAAAUUCAGAUUUGUGUGUCAAAGAAAUCCAGUUGCUAAAAUUCAACAUAAACAAGUGUGUUGUCAUGCAUUAUGGCUCAAGUAAUAAAAGUUAUCCACUUUUCAUUAAUGGUAUAAAACUUCAUGAUUCUAAGUCUAAACGAGAUCUUGGAGUUAUAUUUUUAACAAAUCUUAAAUGGAAAGAUCAAGUAACUAUAGCAAUUGGAAAAGCAAAUCAAAUGCUGGGGCGAUUAAAGAAAUCGUUUGCAAGCUUCGAUUGUCAACUUAUAAAAUCUCUUUAUUUAACAUUCAUUUGUCCACUUCUUGAACUUGCAAUUCCUGUUUGGUUUCCUUAUAUGAAAGGAGAUUGUAAUGCGAUUGAGAAAAUACAACACAGAGCAACUAAAAUUGUUUCAUCAAUUAGCAAUCUCAAAUAUGAAGAUCGACUUAUUGUUUUAGGCUUAACAACCUUAACUGAAAGAAGAAAAAGGGAAGAUUUGAUAGCACUAUAA
Messenger RNA from Hydra vulgaris (swiftwater hydra), 1278 nucleotides. The record is from RefSeq and is a predicted model, not a curated record. Lineage: Eukaryota; Metazoa; Cnidaria; Hydrozoa; Anthoathecata; Hydridae.